ACGUCACUUCGGUAGCAGAUGUUGACACUAAGUCACGAACGCUACUUAUUUAAAACGUCAAUCAUCUACGAGCAGUAGUACUGAGUACUUCAAGCAAAAGUUGACAGUACACCGAAUGUGUCCUAUGUCAUUGCUCCACCGUCAGAAGAGAAGCCAGCUAGUCCACAACUAGAUCUAGUGACAUCAUGACGGUGAUAUAUCUCUAUGCAACUCUACUGAGUGUAUUUAUAACACAGGCUUUCAGUCUGGUGCCGCCCACAUUGGACACAGUGUUUACAGUAGAUGGUCAAGGCAUUGGCCAAGUGGCCGGUGUUGACGUUGAUUCAGCCGGAGACCUUUUUGUCUUUCACAGAGCCAACCGGCCAUGGAGUUCGACAACUUACCGCCCAUUCUCAAAUGUUCUGUCCAAUGAAGCUCGGGUUCCAAUAGCCUUUGACGUCAUCCUCAAACUUGAUCCUAAGACGGGCAGAAAAAUUUCUGGUUUUGGAAGCAAUUUUUUUAAUGUACCACAUGGGCUGACCAUAGAUAACAACGAUAAUCUCUGGGUCACUGAUACAGGUCGUCACCAGAUUUUUAGGUUCGCCAAAGGUCAAACUACACCUAACCUUGAACUUGGUGUAAAGUUUGUUCCUGGCAGUGACCAGCAACAUUUUUGUAAGCCCACUGGAGUGGCUGUGAGCAGCACCGGAGUGUUCUUUGUUGCUGAUGGGUAUUGUAACAGUCGCAUACUAAAGUAUUCCAGCGAAGCACAAGUUCUAGCUCAAUGGGGAACAGUUGGAGGACGAGCUGGACUGACGCCCUAUACACUGAACAUUCCCCACAGCAUCAUUUUAAUGGAAGAGCAAGACUUGGUCUGUGUAGCUGACAGAGAAAAUAGUAGGGCCCUUUGUUAUAACGCUGGUUUGAAAAAUUCCACAUUGACGGGAGUAUUUAACAGAACUCUAGUACCUCAGGGGAACAUCGGAAAAGUAUAUGGCAUAUAUUACAACAAGGCAGCUCAAGAAGUGGUCGCUGCUGGAGUUAUCUCCCUGACCCCGUACCUGUCAGGCAGACAAACUAUCUAUCCUCCCAGAGCGUUCAUCUACAAUCUGAAAGGACAGAGGCAACUGAGUUUUGCUAAUAUCACCCAGGAAAUGGCCAAACUUGGACAGUCCCUCAUUCAUGACCUGUGUACAUCUAGAGAUGGACAAAGCUAUUACUUGGCUGAUCUGGACCAAAACAAAGUCUAUAAAUAUAAUAAAGUCUAGGCUACGGGUCCUUUAGUAAUAAUUACAAUAUAUGCAGAUAACGGAAAUUAAAUUUAUUUAUCAAAAAAACA
Biomphalaria glabrata is the source of this 1318-nucleotide messenger RNA. Its product is annotated as peptidyl-alpha-hydroxyglycine alpha-amidating lyase 2-like. NCBI's taxonomy places the organism in Eukaryota, Metazoa, Mollusca, Gastropoda, Planorbidae. The coding region runs from base 186 to 1247 and encodes 353 amino acids. The transcript is spliced from 11 exons. Gene Ontology annotation, cellular component: membrane; extracellular region. Gene Ontology annotation, molecular function: catalytic activity; protein binding. Gene Ontology annotation, biological process: peptide metabolic process. The record is from RefSeq and is a predicted model, not a curated record.